AUGGCGUCGCCGCCGAAACCUUGGGAGAUGUCUGGCGCCGCGACACCCCUCGCCUCAGUGCCAUCUACCGAUCCCUCCAUGUCCGCACCCCCUAUGACAACCGCCUCAACCUCUACCUCCAUGCCCCCCGAUCUUCCUGAACGGCCAUCAUCCUUAGCCUCGGCGGUAAACCAGAAUGCAGCGGCAUACAGUCGCGUAGGGGUCGGUGCCACCCCCUACAGCGGUUACGGUUCGGCCUACCAAUCGCCCUACGCGAGUCCGUAUUCACGAAUGGGAGGCUACGGCGGUAGUAUGUAUGGCGGCGGAAUGUACGGUGGUUAUGGAGGCUAUGGCGGUGGCAUGUACGGUGGUGGAAUGUACGGCGGCAUGCCGGGGAAUCCCAACGACCCCAACAGCCUGACGCAUAGCUUCAACCAGAGUACAGCUGCCACUUUCCAGAUGCUCGAGGGGAUCGUCGGUGCUUUUGGCGGCUUUGCUCAGAUGUUGGAGAGCACAUAUAUGGCGACCCAUUCAAGCUUCUAUGCAAUGAUCUCUGUUGCCGAACAGUUUGGGAACCUCCGCGAAACCCUUGGCUCCAUACUAGGAAUUUUCGCGAUUGUGCGAUGGGUCAGGACAUUAUUUGCCAAACUAACCGGCCGUCCACCCCCAGCCGACGCCGUAUCCCUUACGCCCGCAGCCUUUGCCAAAUUCGAGGGACGAACUCUUGGGCCCAACGGAUCUCCCGCCGGUCCCCCUAAGGCCAGCCGCAAGCCGCUUUUGUUCUUCAUCGUGGCUGCUUUUGGCCUUCCCUACCUAAUGAGCAAGCUUAUCCGGACACUAGCCGCCUCUCGAGAGGAGGAGGAGCGCAAGCGGCUUGCUGCUACCGAUCAGAUGAGGAUAGAUCCCUCACAGCUCGAGUACUGCCGCGUCCUUUACGACUACAUGCCCCAAUCCCAAGCUGGUGCAGCCAACGGAGUUGAUCUUGAGGUUAGGAAGGGCGAUCUUGUAGCGGUUCUCGCCAAGACGGAUCCCUUCGGCGCCCCGAGCGAGUGGUGGAGGUGCCGAACCCGAGACGCGCGCAUGGGAUACCUUCCGUCGACGUACCUCGAGGUAGUCAGGAGGCCCGGAGAGAUUAAGGCGCCUAAGCCAGUAGCGGCCAUCAAGGCCACCCCCGCUAGCGACAGCAGCCGAACCAACUCCCUUACUAGCUCGGGAGAGACGGUAUCUUCCAUCCAGUCGCCUCCCACCCCAGUGGGCAUCUCGCGGCCCCUGACCACUGUCAAGCAAGGACCGCUGUUGACGGCCGAAGAUUUCCAAAAGAGCCAGUUCUACUAA
Molecule: messenger RNA, 1314 nt
Organism: Scedosporium apiospermum
Lineage: Eukaryota; Fungi; Ascomycota; Sordariomycetes; Microascales; Microascaceae
Product: Pex13 protein
Exons: 3
Coding region: 1-1314 (437 amino acids)
Biological process (GO): protein import into peroxisome matrix, docking
Cellular component (GO): peroxisome; peroxisomal importomer complex; peroxisomal membrane
Molecular function (GO): protein binding
Source: RefSeq, a predicted model, not a curated record